This is a messenger RNA of Gordionus sp. m RMFG-2023, 828 nucleotides long. Its product is annotated as proteasome subunit beta type-3-like. NCBI's taxonomy places the organism in Eukaryota, Metazoa, Nematomorpha, Gordioida, Chordodea, Parachordodidae. Gene Ontology annotation, biological process: proteasome-mediated ubiquitin-dependent protein catabolic process. Gene Ontology annotation, cellular component: proteasome core complex, beta-subunit complex; proteasome core complex. The record is from RefSeq and is a predicted model, not a curated record. The transcript is spliced from 6 exons. Bases 136 to 756 code for a protein of 206 amino acids.
CAUAUACUCUACUUGAGAUAUAUAUUUUUUAUAUACAAGUAUAAUUUACGACGCUAUCUUAUAUUUUAAUAAAAACCCAUAUAAAUCAACAACGUUCAACGCUAUAUAUCCAUUACCCAUUAUUAACUAUUUAAAAUGUCAAAUAUAUUUUCUUACAAUGGUGGGAGUGUUGUCGCCAUGGCAGGUAAAAAUUGCUGUGCUAUUGCCUCAGACUUACGUUUUGGUGUGCAAUUGCAUACCAUAUCUAUGGAUUUUCCAAAAAUUUAUGAAAUGGGGCCUAAUUUGUUUGUUGGAUUUUCAGGAUUAGCCACUGAUGCACAAACAAUUGUUUCAAGAUUAAAAUUUAGAUUGAAUUUAUACUCUAUUCGUGAAAAUAAAGAAAUGUCUCCAGAAUUAUUUGUUAAUGUUUUAGCAAAUUUAUUAUAUGAAAAAAGAUUUGGUUCAUAUUUCAUAGAACCAGUCAUUGCAGGUUUAAAUACAUUAACUAAAAAACCUAUUAUUGCUAAUAUGGAUAAUAUUGGAUGUUCAAUGAUAACACAUGAUUUUGUAUGUGGUGGAACAGCAAGUGAACAGUUAUAUGGUAUUUGUGAAACAUUUUGGGAACCUGAGAUGGAUCCUGACACAUUAUUUGAAGCUAUAUCUCAAUCAUUACUUAAUGCACAGGACAGAGAUGCAUCUUCAGGAUGGGGAGCACUAGUUUACCUUAUUGAACCAGAAAAGGUUACAAUCAGAAAGCUAAAAGGAAGGAUGGAUUAAAUAUAUUAGAAAAUUGUUAUAUUGACAAUAAAAUUACAGUUUAUAUUUGUUAAUAUAUAUUUUUAUUUGUUA